Molecule: messenger RNA, 3849 nt
Organism: Gavialis gangeticus (Gharial)
Lineage: Eukaryota; Metazoa; Chordata; Crocodylia; Gavialidae
Gene: KANSL3
Product: KAT8 regulatory NSL complex subunit 3
Exons: 21
Coding region: 146-2992 (948 amino acids)
Biological process (GO): positive regulation of transcription by RNA polymerase II
Cellular component (GO): NSL complex
Source: RefSeq, a predicted model, not a curated record
AAACGCCGCUCCAGGAAAUCUUGGUUCCGGUCUUUGCGGCCGGUCAGGCAGUGGCGCGUGCGCAGUAGGCGGCAGGCCCAGGCCUGAGGCGGCCGCGAGCCCUGGACGUCAGGCAGCAGGAUGCGGGGCUGAAGCCCACAAAAAUAUGUGGGGCCGAGCCACUGAGCGCGACUUCCAGACGUCAGCCCACAGGAUGGGGACCUCUCUGCUCUUCCAGCUCUCUGUCCAUGAGCGAGAACUGGACCUGGUCUUCUUGGACCACAGCUACGCCAAGCCAUGGAGCGCCCACCCCGACGCCAGCAGUGCCCGACCCACACGCACACUUUUUGUCACACCACGGCGGCACCAAGACACUGCCAUCGAGGUGGACAUCCCUAUCGAUGUGGAGACAGUCAUGCCCAUGCCUGUCCCACUGUACGACAACCAGAAGGCCCGCAGCGUGAUGAACGAGUGCGAGCGCCACGUCAUCUUUGCCCGCACGGAUGCUGACGCACCCCCGCCGCCCGAGGACUGGGAGGAUCAUAUGAACAGGUCAGGCUGGACAAUAGGACAGAACAAGCUCUUCAAUAAGAUCCACAAAGCCCUGCAGUCCGACCGGCUGGCCCGCUUGGCCAGUGAAGGGGCAUGCAGCGAGCCGGUGCUGAGGAGGAUUGCAGUGGACAAGUGUGCUCGGCGUGUGCGCCAAGCCCUGGCCAGUGUGAGCUGGGACACCAAGCUGAUCCAGUGGCUUCACACCACGCUAGUGGAGACCCUCAGUCUGCCCAUGUUGGCCGCCUACCUGGAUGCCCUGCAGACACUGAAGGGAAAGAUCCCCACUCUGAUCGACAGGAUGCUCCUGUCUUCCACUACCAAAACAGGGGCUGCCGGUGCUGAGGCCCUGUCCCUUCUGUUGAAGAGACCCUGGGACCCGGCCGUGGGUGUCUUGUCUCAUAACAAACCAAGCAAACUCCCUGGCUCCCCACUCAUCCUGAUUGCCUCUUCCGGCCCCUCCAGCUCCAUGUUCCCCACCUCCCGGCGGCACCGCUUCUGGCAGUCACAACUCUCCUGUCUAGGCAAGGUGAUCCCAAUAGCCACCCAUCUCCUGAACAAUGGCAGUGGGGUGGGAGUGCUGCAGUGUCUGGAGCACAUGAUUGGUGCAGUGAGAGGCAAGGUGGUGGAGAUCCACAGUCACUUCUCCCACAAGCCGGUCAUCCUCAUUGGGUGGAAUACAGGAGCAUUGGUAGCCUGUCAUGUCUCGGUGCUAGAGUACGUCACUGCCAUCGUGUGCCUUGGAUUCCCACUUCUGACAGUGGAAGGGCCCAGAGGGGACGUGGAUGACCCCCUCUUGGACAUGAAGACACCUGUGCUUUUUGUCAUUGGCCAAAACUCACUGCAGUGCAAUGUUGAGGCCAUGGAGGAUUUCCGGGAGAAGAUCCGUGCUGAGAACAGCAUGGUGGUGGUGGGCGGGGCUGAUGACAACCUCCGGAUAAGCAAAGCCAAGAAGAAGUUGGAAGGGCUGACCCAGAGCAUGGUGGACCGUUGCAUCCAGGAUGAAAUCGCCGACUUCCUGACCGGAGUCCUGACCCGGUCGGAGAAUCACACUGGCUCCGACCCUCGUGACCUUGACGCCGAGAAGAAGAAGAAGCCACGGGACCCAGCCAGGAGGGACCUGUCAUUCGACUUGCCAGAAAGAACCAGCCAACCCGCAUCCCCAGCUGCCAAGGUGCCGGCCUCGCCUUCCGGCUCAGAGGACCUCUCCAGUGUCUCCAGCAGCCCCACCUCGAGUCCCAAGAUCAAAGUGGCCACUGUGCCAGCUGUCCAGAAGCCCAGCCAGGUGGGCACCGCUCAGCUGCUGAAGAGGCCAGUGCAGAGGCCAGAAGCAGUCUUGACACACAAGCAGGCUCAAGCUCAGUUUGCUGCUUUUCUGAAACAAAACGUGCUAGUGAGGAAAGCUCUUCCUCCUGGCACCUCUUCAUGUCUCUUUGUGCCCGUCUCAGCUGAGCAGCAGGAUGGGGCCGACAAGGACGAGGCACGCCUGCAGCUGAAGCGGCACCAGACCCCCAGCCCCACCCCGUGCGGCAAGGCAUCCAAGCGGGCCAAGAUUAAGGUGACCAUUGUCUCCCAUGGGGACACAGCCAGCACCGGCACCCAGGCGGAAAUGGCUGCAGGAAAGCCCCUCACCAUGACUGUUGGCCAGGCUGUGCCAGGCGCCAAGGAGCUGUCAGGACUCCUUGCCACCCCCAAGCUGAGCUCGGCAGCAGAGACCUCAGCCAUCAGCCCAACCCCCUCAGCUGUGAUCCCCAGCAGCACAGCGCCCAGCGCCUUCCACACCCUCCAGAGCCGGUUGGUGGCCAGCAGUGCCCACUGCCUGCAGACCCAGCCCAGUGGCUCCCUCCAAGGUGCUGCCUCAGCUAGCAGCCUCCUGCAGGGCUUGAGCUUCAGCCUGCAGGACAUCAGUACCAAGGCUCCAGCCCUCCCAGUCAGCAGUGCGCCCCCGGGGCCACCUGCCCAGCAGGCCUCAGCUGUGAAGACGCCCGCGGCCCUCCAGAACCUGGGUACCAUCACCACGGGUGCGGGGACCAUUGUCCGCACCAUCCCUGUGGCCACGUCCCUGGCACUGGGAGCCUCUGCAGGGGGGAAGCCCACAGCCAUCCACCAGCUGCUGACCAAUGGGGGCCUGGCCAAGCUGGCCAGCAGCCUCCCUGGGCUGGCCCAGAUCUCUAACCAGGCCGCAGGCCUGAAGGCCCCGACUACCAUCACGGUGACCCUCCGGGGGCAGCCCAGCCGUGUCACUACGCUGAGCCAGGCGGCCAUGGGGGCUCUUCAGUCCCCACUGGAGGAGCAGCCAAUGCAGCCCCAUGUAGCUCAGGUAACUUGGGUACCUCGUCUCAAGGGAGGAUGGGCUGUGGUGCAGAGGCCAUGCUGCUGUCACCACCUACCAGGGCCCAUCUCUCCUGGUGGCUGCUGGGGGGAACUGCAUGCUGUGGUGCCCUGGUCUGGGAAGCCCAAGUGACCUUGUUUUCCAUUCCCAGGGGCCAGGAGACCCCUUUCCCUCCCAGCCUGCCCUGCCAGGGCAGUCACACCCAUGGGAUUGGGGCUUGACUGUAGCGCAGGGGGGACGUGUGGGAGCCCCAGCAUGUCAUAGCCAUGUGGCUUGGGCUGAUUUAGCCUGGCUGAGCCUCUCAGGAUGCAUUUGAUGCCAGGUGCUGCACUGUGUCCAGAUGCAAACUCCUUAUGGCAGCAACAGUAUGGACCGCCCAACACAGAGCCCCAGUGUUGGUGGCCUCUCUGGGGAGGGUGCCUGUCAGAACCAGCCUGGCCUCUGCUCUGGUGCUUUGGGACAAUGCUGGGCCUUAAGGACAGGGGAGUCCUUGAGGCCAGCUGUGGUUGAGGUCUCCCAGCUCUGGCCAUGGAUGUAGCACCCAGCUCCUGCAGGUAAGCAAACAUCCCACUCCCACAGAGGCCAAAACCCUAAGGGUAAGGGAAGACCCUUGAAAGGUGUCCUCCCUUUUCCUCACCUCCUUCCCUCCUGCUUUUAACUGCUUCAGGGCAGGCCUGGUAUCUACCCAGGAACCUCAGCAAUGCCCAGCUCCCACUCUGUCUGCGUGGCAGCUUGAGCCAGGUUGUCAGAGAGGUUGCCAGGCACUGGGAGCCCCAGAAAAGAGAUGCCAUGGUGAUUUGGUGGUACCAGGGGUGUCUGAGCCCCUGGAAGCCUGGCCUGUUGGAAUAGGCAUGAGGGCUGCAGGCAGUCAGCCUUGUUCAUCUGUUAAAGACAAAGCAGAGACCAGCUGGUUCCCUCAACCCCAUCGCUGGUGCCAUUUCACCAAACUGGUAUGAUUGAGGAGUAUUGCCAGAAUUGGAAUAGUGGGU